This is a messenger RNA of Staurois parvus, 370 nucleotides long. The record is from the annotation of a GenBank genome assembly. Lineage: Eukaryota; Metazoa; Chordata; Amphibia; Anura; Ranidae.
ACUGCGGACAGUACAGGGAUGACCAGAGACUGCGGACACAGUACAGGGAUGACCAGAGACUGCGGACACAGUACAGGGAUGACCAGAGACUGCAGACAGUACAGGGAUGACCAGAGACUGCAGACACAGUACAGGGAUGACCAGAGACUGCAGACAACAGUACAGGGAUGACCAGAGACUGCGGACACAGUACAGGGAUGACCAGAGACUGCAGACACAGUACAGGGAUGACCAGAGACUGCGGACACAGUACAGGGAUGACCAGAGACUGCGGACACAGUACAGGGAUGACCAGAGACUGCGGACAGUACAGGAGAUGACCAGAGACUGCGGACAGCACAGGGAUGACCAGAGACUGCGGACAGUACAG